AUGCCUUGUUGCGUGUCUUCAUGUCAGAGACCGCUCGAGCUGCAAGAUGCAUACGCAGACACACAGCUCAACAUGACUUGUUCAAUCGGAUUCACUCGAUCGCUUCAGAUCAGUCCUUUGUCAAAGAGGUAGCAGACCAUUUUCAGCGAUUCCCAGUGAUACCCAAUCAGCGAUGUGGGAACUGGUACUGUGAUCCAUCGACUAGCUCUGAUAUCUAUGCAUACUUUAAAAGCACAGACGGACACACCUUGAAAUGGGAUUUCAAUUUAAGGAGGUCGAACCUUCCGUUUGCAGGGCACAUACGGAAUGCAGGAGGGAUCAUUCUUGUCGAUUCGACUCGUAGAGGCAAAAGAAUGCCAGAUGCGUUGUCCAAGACUGUACCCGCGUGGUGCACCGUGAUCAACCGAGCCAUUGCGUCAAAGUACGGCACGCCCUUGGAGCCGUCUCUUUUCCUCCCUCCAGCCAUAGUAUCAGCCUCUGAAAAGAGCCAGAUCGAAGCGCUCAUACCAACAUGGGUAGAAUCAUUACUGAGCUCAUCCCUGACUCUGCCUGCACUCGAUGAACCACUACGACCAUUCUUCAUACAUCCAUCUACGACCACGCUACCUGUCAUUCCGCGUGAUGCUGCGUAUCUUCCGGUUAUUUGCCUUUCUGCAUCUCGAUGGGUCGGAUCGCAUUCGGAUGACAUCCCAACAUUUACCAGGAUAGGUAAAGAAACGGUAGGAUUCGAGUACGUUCCUGGAGCGGGAGACGAUGAUGAGCUAUGGGCCAGAGGUCUCACGCCGAAGUUGUUCCACGAGCAUCGGAACACACUGCUCAAGACGCCAAGGGAUGAACUCUGUGGUGUGGUAGAGGAGCUGGUGAUGGGCAAGCUUGUGGCAAGUACAGUCGACAUCAACUUGUGCGAGAGCAGUCGAUCGAGUAUGAUACUGGGAUACCCUGCACCAGAUUCACGGCUCGCGCUGGACCUCGGUCUUCCGCUGUGCAACUCCCAGUGGGAGUCACCAAUGACAGAGGCGAUCACAAUAUACGUUGUCCAGGUGGACAGGCUACCGAAGGAAAUAGCCACUGUAGCUUCUCUCGACUCGUCAGGUCACAAUCGCCUGGUGAUCUUGUCUAAUCCUCGUGGAGACGGCAAACGGUACCUUGAAUCAAUGUCAGCAGCCCUUGAAGCCAUCCAGGGUCUGUUAGAGUGGCAACCGGUCAUCAUAGCACCCGGACACCAAACCCAUAUCGACGUCGCUGUAGCCUUUGCCGGCGAUCAACGUCAUGCAGACUCCUCCCAAUCCACUUGGACACCGGUCAAAGAUGAAUGGAUCUCUUCUCGCAAAGUCAUUUUACCCCUUAUCGUGGCGCUCGCAUGCCGAUUGGAUCAGCGAAAGACCGAUGAAGUAAUCAAUAAAGAUACCAUCGCGAGCCAUGUACAGCGUUUGGUGACCUUGUGGCCUGAUAGUAACCCUCCUCGAGCUGCGUUGAAGAGAGUCAAUGAGGUAUUGAUGAGUGAUCCGAGGUGAAUAUUGUAUAUUGUACGGCAAUGCAUGGGUGUGU
Kockovaella imperatae is the source of this 1548-nucleotide messenger RNA. RefSeq names its product tRNA A64-2'-O-ribosylphosphate transferase. Gene Ontology annotation, cellular component: cytoplasm. Bases 21 to 1514 code for a protein of 497 amino acids. The record is from RefSeq and is a predicted model, not a curated record. Gene Ontology annotation, molecular function: tRNA adenosine(64)-2'-O-ribosylphosphate transferase activity. Gene Ontology annotation, biological process: charged-tRNA amino acid modification. Lineage: Eukaryota; Fungi; Basidiomycota; Tremellomycetes; Tremellales; Cuniculitremaceae. The transcript has 6 exons.